GCUGUCGAGCGCUGCGUCGCGCUUCGAGAGAGCAGCCACUCUGCCCCGCCAUCGCACAGAUCAUCCUGGUCCCUGACUCAAGCGCACCACACCACCACAUUUGUGUGUCUUUGGGCUGCGACGUCUUGCACACGAGCAAUUGAAUCAGCACACACCUAGACAAGAUGCUUGACGUCAACGACUUUAUCGCAGAACGCGGCGGCGACCCAGAGAAGAUCCGCGAGUCGCAGCGCAAACGCCAUGCUCCCGUCGAGAUUGUAGACGAAGUCAUCGAGCUGUUCGAGGACCACCGGAAGACACAGUAUGCGGCGACACAGAUCGGUUCGCAAAUAAACGGGCUGCAGAAGCAGGUCGGGCAGAAGAAGAAGGCCAAGGAGAGCGCAGAUGACCUCCUUGCGGAGAUGGCGGAGCUGAAGAAGCAGAAGGCGGCCAAGGAAGAGGAGGCUGCUGAAAAGCUGGUCAAGCUCAACAUCAAGGCCAAGUCGGUUGGCAACUACGUGCACAAGGAUGUUCCUGUGUCUGGCACCGAGGACGACAACGCUGUCGUGAAGACAUGGGCUCCUGAGAACAGGAAAGCAGAGUUCAAGAGCGACGGUAUCCCACACCACGGCGUCCUCACAAGACUGAACGGCUACGACCCCGAGCGCGGCGUGAAGAUUGUCGGACACAGGGGCUACUGCUUGACCGGCUACGGUCUCUUCCUCAACCUCGCCCUCAUCAACUACGGUCUCGAGUUCCUCUUCAACAAGGGCUACACACCCAACCAGCCGCCCUUCUUCAUGCUCCGCGACCAAAUGGCCAAGACAGCGCAACUCUCCGACUUCGACGACGAGCUGUACAAGGUCACCGAGAGCAAGGACAAGCCCGAGACAGACAAGUACCUCAUCGCCACCUCGGAACAACCCAUCAGCGCCCUGCACUCCGAGGAGUGGCUCGGCACCGCCGACCUGCCUAUCAAGUACGCUGGGUACUCGACCAAUUUCAGGAAGGAGGCUGGCUCGCACGGAAAGGAUGCGUGGGGUAUCUUUAGGAUACACCAGUUUGAGAAGGUGGAGCAGUUCAUCAUCACGCACCCCGAGAAGUCGUGGGAGGCGUUCGAUAGCAUGCUUGCUACGUCUGAGGAGUUCUACCAGAGCCUCGGUUUGCCGUACCAGGUGAUCAACAUCGUCAGUGGAGCGCUGAACAACGCGGCGUCCAUGAAGCGUGAUCUCGAGGCCUGGUUCCCCGUCACUGGUGGCGGCGAGUACAAGGAACUCGUGUCCAUCUCCAACUGCACAGACUACCAGACGCGCGAGCUCGAGAUCCGAUUCGGCGUCAAGAAGCAGACUGCUACUCGCAAGGAGUACGUUCACGCUUUGAACGGCACACUCUGCGCAACCGAACGCACACUUUGCUGCAUCCUCGAGAACUACCAGACCCCCGAGGGUUUCAAUGUCCCCGAGGUGCUACGCAAAUACAUCCCCGGCCAGCCCGAGUUCUUGCCGUUCGUCAAGGAGUGGAAGCCCAGCAAGGACGAGACGAAGACCCCGAUCCCGGAUAGGACGAAAUGAAUCAACGAUUUCGAGGAAGAUUCCGUCGAAGAUUCUGAUGAAACAUCCGAUAAUCAUUCUACAUCAGUGGAGAAGAAAUUGAACGCGUUGGGGAAGGCGAUGGGUGAUGAGGUCGACCGACAUAUCAGGAGAUAUUCCGUGUGCCAAAUGGGAACAACAAGUCAGGUUGAUCCCAAAAUCGCUAUGAAUAGGGCGAGGUUAGAUCGUAUCAAAUGAACAUGAUCCUCA
This is a messenger RNA of Macroventuria anomochaeta, 1778 nucleotides long. Its product is annotated as serine-tRNA ligase. Gene Ontology annotation, cellular component: cytosol. Gene Ontology annotation, biological process: seryl-tRNA aminoacylation. Gene Ontology annotation, molecular function: tRNA binding; ATP binding; serine-tRNA ligase activity. The record is from RefSeq and is a predicted model, not a curated record. Bases 165 to 1550 code for a protein of 461 amino acids. The transcript has 4 exons. Lineage: Eukaryota; Fungi; Ascomycota; Dothideomycetes; Pleosporales; Didymellaceae.